AUGAUCUGUAGCUUUAACUUGGGUAAGGAUUUAAUCAUCUUUUCAUCUGACAAUUCCAUGAAGGACUACUGUGAAGCUGAAAAAUUUCAAAAGGGAAGGGAAGAAUAUAAUCUGAUUUUGCAGAAGCAAUAUAACGGACAAGCUAUGCCUUUGAUUGGGGUGAAAUUUAGUACAAAAAAAGGGGUUGGUUUUAAAAAGCUCGUCACUAUUUAUAAAUCCAUACCUAUACCCUGGGAAUCAAUUAGACUAUUCGAUCAAAAGAAAGAUAGGCACACUUUCUGCACUGUUUACAAAAGUUCUUGUAAAAAGCAUAAAAAAUAUACGUUUAAAUUUGAACCAGACCCUCAAGACCUGUCUAAAAACUUCGAAACUUGCUUGUUUUAUCCCAAAAAGGCUCAUAUUGGAGAUAUACCAAGAAUCAGAAAAUAG
This is a messenger RNA of Debaryomyces fabryi, 429 nucleotides long. RefSeq lists its product as uncharacterized. The transcript has a single exon. The record is from RefSeq and is a predicted model, not a curated record. Lineage: Eukaryota; Fungi; Ascomycota; Pichiomycetes; Serinales; Debaryomycetaceae. The coding region runs from base 1 to 429 and encodes 142 amino acids.